Molecule: messenger RNA, 1906 nt
Organism: Coregonus clupeaformis (lake whitefish)
Lineage: Eukaryota; Metazoa; Chordata; Actinopteri; Salmoniformes; Salmonidae
Product: RNA-binding protein Musashi homolog 1
Exons: 14
Coding region: 61-1104 (347 amino acids)
Cellular component (GO): cytoplasm
Molecular function (GO): RNA binding
Source: RefSeq, a predicted model, not a curated record
CACCCUGAGUCUGCAACUCACUGCCUUUCCUCACCUCACAGUCAAGAACAGAGGAACGGAAUGGAUACGGAAGGGAGCCAAAGCAGCCUGUCCUCCGUGGACAACUCCCCCCACGACCCUUGCAAAAUGUUCAUCGGGGGUCUCAGUUGGCAGACAACACAAGAGGGUUUGAAUGAAUACUUCUGUAAAUUCGGCGAGGUGAAGGAGUGUAUGGUGAUGCGAGAUCCAGUUACGAAGAGAUCAAGGGGAUUCGGGUUUGUCACAUACAUAGACCAAGCUGGUGUGGAUAAAGUUUUGGCGCAAAACAGACAUGAGCUGGAUUCUAAAACAAUUGAUCCCAAGGUGGCGUUUCCUCGUAGAGCCCAGCCCAAGUUGGUGACCAGGACAAAGAAGAUAUUUGUGGGAGGCCUCUCUGUGAACACAACCAUCGAGGACGUCAAGCAAUACUUUGACCAGUUUGGAAAGGUCGAUGAUGCCAUGCUCAUGUUCGACAAAACCACCAACAGACACAGAGGUUUUGGCUUUGUGACCUUUGAGAAUGAAGACAUGGUGGAAAAAGUGUGUGAGAUCCACUUCCACGAAAUCAACAACAAAAUGGUGGAGUGCAAGAAAGCCCAGCCCAAGGAAGUGAUGUCACCGACGGGUACGGCUCGAGGUCGUGCCAGGAUUAUGCCCUACGGCAUGGACGCUUUCAUGCUGGGGAUCGGCAUGUUGAGCUACCCAGGCUUCCAAGCAGCUACGUACGCUAGCCGCAGCUACCCUGGCAUCGCUCCUGGAUACACCUACCAGUUCCCUGAAUUCCAUUUAGAGAGGACCCCCCUUCUGACAUCACCCCACCCCUCUGAGCUCACAGCCAUUCCACUGUCAGCCUACGGACCAAUGGCAGCGGCAGCAGCAGCUGCUAUGAGAGGUUCCACCCAGUCGCGUAACGCAGGCUAUCUGGGCACCAGCAGCCCUGGGCCAAUGGCUGACCUGUAUGCAGCAGCUAGUCAGGACUCAGCAGUCAGCAGCUAUCUCAGCGCAGCCAGUCCUGGCCCCAACUCAGGAUUCGGCCACAGUCUUGGGGGUCCUCUGAUCGCCGCCUUUACCAACGGGUACCACUGAGCAGAUUCAGCCAAUCACCGGACACGGAAGGAGGUCACUUCUGCUGAUGAGCCAAUCAACUGCUGUGUGCCUACCCAUGGCACAAUCUGAUUGGCAGCCACAGGUCAAUCCCUGCCCCUGGCUCCCCCUGACUCCACCCACCGACUGAAGAAGAUAUUUUAUUUUAUAUUUUAAACUCCUGUAUCCUGUAGUCCUGUACUAAUAUCACUUCCUCUUCUCAGUCCCUUGUUUCUCCUAUCCUUUACCUUCACGUAGGUUUAUUUAAUUAGAUUCCAAUGCUGUUUCUUUUUUUAAAUAUCAUUCUGACAGAAAAAUAAAUGUGAAAACAAUGAUUGUGGGUUGCGCUCAUGGCAAACACAGAUUCUGUCAGAUUUCUUUUUGAUUUAUAUUUGAGGAAUUUUUAUUUAAUCACAAUGUUUUGAUGUAUUGUCUGCUCCUUUGACCUCCCUUUAAUGUGUUACUGAGGUGAGAUGGAGAGAACGAGGAGAAGAGAGGGGUAGAGAGAACUGAAAUGGUGUGUGGGAUGGGGUCUCCUUGUCAAAAGGAGUACCUAACCCAUUUUAAACAGUGGAAGAACAAAGAAAUGAUGUCAUUUCCUUUUUUAACAAAUGUGUCACAGGAAACAUGAAAAGAAAACAAAAAUGUAUAUUUUGAUAGUUUUAAAAACAAAACAUUUGUAAUAUUGUUAUUAAUAUUGAACGGGAUGAUAAUAAUGAUGAUAAUCGGUAAGGUAUUUUAUUCCGUAAUUGGUUUAGAAAGGAAUGUUUUAUUUCCUUCCUGUAAAAUAUUGUAUAUAGAGUUU